AUGUUUGUCAAUUUAAAAUAUGUAACACAGUAUAGAAAUUAAAAUAUUACAAUCAAAAAAGUGCACUUUUACAUAGUUCUUUAGUUACUUAAUUAAACUGAUAUACAUAUGUGAAAGAGCAGAUGAAUUGUAUUCGAACUAUGCCAAUGUUGUAUAUUCGUAGCCAUCUUUUUAGGUUACAUUCAAGUGCAAUUGUUUUAUAAAACUCAUAGAAUAUUUAACUAAUUUUAUAUCUUACACGAGAAAUAUCCUAUAUUUCUACCGUCUUAUUGUCAAAUGAAUUGUUCAUUACAUUGUUAUCUUUUGAAAUUGUUUAAACAAUGUCAAAUGAUAAGAAUCAAGAAUCUAAAAUACUAUCGCUUCAGUCGUUCGAUAGUCAGGAUGUUUCGAUACUGCAAGCAGUGCAAAACAUAUCUUCGGAAACUAACGAAGCAUUCGACUACUUACAAGAAUGCGUAAACAAUUUCGGAAGCAAAGAUUCGGGAAUAAAUUUACUUAUUCCUACGAAUAGCUCGAAUACAGGGUCACGAUUAGACGUUAACAACAAAUACAAAAGCGCCAAUGCGAAUAACGCAGAUUUCAAUUUCUACAAAAUUGGAUAUAUUUCUUUACAAAAUGAAUCGGAGAACAAAUAUAUAAAAAUGGAAAACGCAACUGCGAAAUCCAUCGUCCCGUUCGCUGGAGGAAAUAUAUACGAUGAUACGAAAGUAAUACAAACCACGAACAAUAAUACAAUCAAUUCGAUGGACGUGAAAGGUAACGACGUGUCUAUUAAAAUAAAGAAGCCUUUUAUAUUCGAGACAAAUAUUUUUACACGAAUCAAGGACAAAUCUCACACUUCAGAAAUUAAUGACGAAAGCAAUGAUCUCGAAACUAAAUUUGUGACAGCGGCUAAUCGAAACAAAAUUAAAAUCAACGGGUUAGACAUAUUACAUAAACAGGUCAAAGCGUGUAGCCAAUGUUCGAUGACGUUCAGAUACAAAAGACAUCUGGAUCGACACUUGGAAGGUCAUCAAAAGAACAAUUGUUCUCAUUGCAAUGCAAAAUUUGCCAGGCGAAAACACCUCGAGAUACAUUUGUUCCGUUCGCACGGUGAGAGAGCAACAAAGUAUCCACACUCCUGCGAUGUAUGUUCUCGUAGUUUUCCUAAACGCACUUUGCUAAAUCGCCAUCGAGCGAAGCAUAGCUAUGAGAACGGCAAAGUUUGUUCAGACUGUGGGGAAAUGUUGAAAGCGGAGGAGGAUGACAAGGUGCACAAAGAAAAUCAUUGCACGAAAAUGCAGUUCAAAUGCAAGAGAUGCUCGCAAACAUUUAGCAUCGAACAGACGUAUUUGAUUCACAUUCAGAACCAUGAUAACCACAAAUGUCCAAAAUGUGAGGUUACUUUUGCGUCCAAGAAGAAAGUGCACGAGCAUUACAAAAUGGUGCAUUCAUCGAAGUUGAAUCAUGGCGAAAUAUCAAACAGCGGUGUUUAUUUUUGCGCUGACUGUAGGCAUAGUUUCGUUAAGAAGGAUGAUUAUUCCCGUCAUUUAGAGUCUACUUCUCAUCUCAGUAAAAUAAAAGAAGCACCUCCGAGGGGCAUUUUUACAUGCUCGGUUUGCUCCAAGAAAUUAAUUUCACAAAGAGCGCUCGAUCAACACGUCAGACGUAUACACAAAGGGGAAAAGAGAUUCGCAUGCAAUAUGUACGGUUGCAUGUUUCAAUGCGCAAGAAAAUCAGAUUUGGGCAGGCACAAACAGUUGCACGUUGAGCAAAGAAACGUUAUAUGCGAACAGUGUGGUAAAACUUUUACCAGCGUUAGCAUUCUCAACGAUCAUGUUCUCUACGUACACAAUAAAGAGAGGCAAUUUAUAUGCGAGGAAUGUGGCAAAGCAUUUAAGCGAAACAGUUUAUUAAAAAGGCAUAAGUUGUCGCAUCAACAGUAUAGACCGUUCGCUUGUAUGCAAUGCAGCACUGCUUUUAAGAGAUCGCAUCAUCUCACUCGUCACAUGGAAACGUGUCAUAGAAUUACACUCGAAAGGAAGAAAAAGGUUGUAAAACUUAUGAAAACUGAAGACGGUCAUCUCGUUCCAAUACCAGAGAAACCGAAAAAGCUUAAACCUAAAAAACUGAAGAUCAAAGGAGGAUCCAAUGUAGUCAUAACGUCAAAUGAGAAAGCUAUAUUUUCUGAAAGCACGGAUAUCAUCGACGAAGAAUUUAAUUCUAAUUUGGAGUUACAGUCGCUGUCUAAUUCUGAGGAACUCUGUGAAAAUCCAACGCUGUCGUUGGAACCUAAUUUAUUAGCUACUGAUUCUGCCUCUCAAGUUCUUUCAUUAGUUGAUAUUAAUACGGAACAAAUUGUUACCGUAGAGGUUACUAGUCCAAAGACGUUGACGAUGAACGAUCUAAUAGAUCAGUUUGAAACGAACUGCACUGAAAUAUUGAACCUCAGUAAUUAUCACGAUUUGGAGUUUCAACAUGGGAUUUUGAACACUGAUCAACAUUUCUACGAUCAUUCGAGUUAUUCCGAAUUGUCGUUAGGAACCGUCGAAGGAACGUCAUUUUUCGUAGAUUCGAACAUUAACAAAGUAGACAAUUUGCCAAUGGAGAAUUAUUUAAAUCAACCGUUUCCAUUAUUUUUGAACCUUUAAUCGAACUGAAAAUUGUAUAAAAAAAAUAUUUGAAACCGCCCAAGUUACUUU
This is a messenger RNA of Colletes gigas, 2681 nucleotides long. Its product is annotated as zinc finger protein 92-like. The record is from RefSeq and is a predicted model, not a curated record. Gene Ontology annotation, biological process: regulation of transcription by RNA polymerase II. Gene Ontology annotation, molecular function: DNA-binding transcription factor activity; RNA polymerase II cis-regulatory region sequence-specific DNA binding. The transcript has 4 exons. The coding region runs from base 321 to 2630 and encodes 769 amino acids. Lineage: Eukaryota; Metazoa; Arthropoda; Insecta; Hymenoptera; Colletidae.